UCCACUGGCUUCAGUCAUUUCAUAUCCUUAUUGCUGAUCUGCUCUUGCUGUUUAACAGAGUUGAGAUCGUCCAUGGCAGUAUCAUGGCUUCAGCGUGCCUGCCUCUUGAUGGCUCUACUGGUUCUGGUUGGAGGUGAACCACAGACCUUGUGUGGGGCUGAACUGGUGGACGCUAUUCAGUUUGUCUGUGGAGAGCGAGGGUUUCUGUACAGCAGACAAAGAACAACUCAGACAUUCAAUGAGAGGAGACAAGCAUGGAACAAUCUAGUAGAGACAUGCUGCCACAGAGAAUGUUCCCUGGAAAUACUGGAGAAGUUCUGCCACCGAGAGAAGCCGCAGCAGCCGCAGCAGCCGCAGCAGCCGCAGCAGCCGCAGCAGCCGCAGCAGUCUCCAGAGAGUCAGGGACCUCCAUGCUAGAACGGUCUUAGCAUGAAGUGAUACAAAGAUAUAGGAGCAUUGAUUUUCUCUUUUAUGCUCAUAGUUCCCUUUUAAUCCUAAAGUUAUACUAUGUCACUUUUCUAGUGAUUGGGCUGCUACCCAUUUGUCUUAAUGAAGAUGUUAAAAAGGUGUCUUGCCCAUGGACACAACAAGAGCACAUGUUAAAUCCAAGUUUAAUAUCAUUCUAUGGAACACAUCUGGAAAAAUUACAUUGAUUUACCUUUAAAUAAAACUGAACUAUUGAUUUAAGUGAUAUUAUUCAUUCUUGUUAUGUUAUAACGUUUCCUCAUCAGUAGCAUACACAAGUUGUGUUUUGUCAUUCUCACGUUUAGUU
Molecule: messenger RNA, 772 nt
Organism: Boleophthalmus pectinirostris (great blue-spotted mudskipper)
Lineage: Eukaryota; Metazoa; Chordata; Actinopteri; Gobiiformes; Gobiidae
Product: insulin-like growth factor I
Exons: 3
Coding region: 73-417 (114 amino acids)
Cellular component (GO): extracellular region
Molecular function (GO): hormone activity
Source: RefSeq, a predicted model, not a curated record